AUGGCAUCUUUCUUAUUUUUGCUAUUUCCCGUUUCUGUGUUGGCACAUGGUUUUGUAGGGUCCGUCACUAUCGACGGGACGACUUAUGAAGGCAACAUCCCGGGAGGUACAACGAAUCCUAGUGUCAUUCGACAGGUUUCGACUAUCGAUCCUGUUAAAGGUGCUACUAAUCCGUCAUUGAAUUGCGGAAUGAACGCCACGGAGGCUUCAGACGUCGCCAAUGCUAACCCCAGUAGCCAAAUUCUCAUUUAUUGGGUCGGCGGCUCUACUGGUGAUUCAAAUUGGCCACACAACGUCGGACCUAUUAUGCAUUACAUGACCAAGUGUAGUAGCUCCUGUUCCUCUUACGAUUCCGCGAAUGCCGAGUGGUUCAAGAUCUCCGAACUUGGACUCGAAACGAGUGACACUUGGUAUCUAGCUAACCUGGUCGCUGGGAAGCCUGCAAAUGUUACCAUACCCUCCAACAUACAGCCUGGGGAUUACUUGCUACGCUCCGAAAUCAUCUCCCUUCAACUUGCCACAUCUGUCGGCGGUGCCGAGUUCUACCCUGCCUGUAUCCAGUUGAGCAUCGGAGGUUCAGGCACUGGUGCUCCGCAGGGCAACGAGGUGUGUCAAUUCCCAGGCUGCUACACCGAUACGGAAGCUGGAAUAUACACACCCAAUAUUUACAACCCUCCGAUCAACUACACCUUCCCCGGUCCCCCUGUUGCUGCCUUUGUGGAUGGAAGAUCUGACUCUGGCUCUAGUUCCGGCCCUGGGACGCCAAUACCCACUAACACAUCUUCCGUAUAUGCGCCGUCCUCCACUUCCUCUCCUCCGUCCCCGAUGCCACAUCAACUUUCCCACCUUCGUCUCCAUCCACAGGAAGCCAGACAUGUAAGCUGGUUUCUCGCUCCAACCCUACAUGCAUAG
Messenger RNA from Pisolithus orientalis, 912 nucleotides. Its product is annotated as glycoside hydrolase family 61 protein. NCBI's taxonomy places the organism in Eukaryota, Fungi, Basidiomycota, Agaricomycetes, Boletales, Pisolithaceae. Bases 1 to 912 code for a protein of 303 amino acids. The record is from RefSeq and is a predicted model, not a curated record. The transcript has 6 exons.